Molecule: messenger RNA, 1139 nt
Organism: Physella acuta
Lineage: Eukaryota; Metazoa; Mollusca; Gastropoda; Physidae
Product: transcriptional adapter 1
Biological process (GO): regulation of transcription by RNA polymerase II
Cellular component (GO): SAGA complex
Molecular function (GO): transcription coactivator activity
Source: RefSeq, a predicted model, not a curated record
CAGGGAGAAAUAAAAAUGUAUAGCCGCCCAUCUGAAAAACAAAAAAUCCACAAUAAAAUGGCGAGUUCUACUGAUCUGAACAUAGCAAGGAAACAUUUAGCUGAUGUAUUGGGCGAUUCAAUGAAACUGUAUCUUCAAAAUUUAAAUGCAUGGUUCAAAAAAAAGGUUAAUAAGGAGGAGUUUGAUUUUGAGGCUCGAAAACUAAUGAGAAAUGAUACAGUACAUUUACACAAUGAGUUUUUACUUGCUUUAAUGGCCAAAUGUCAAAUACUAUCAUCAUCCUCUGUCACCUCCAAGGAGCAAGUAGGUUGUGGGAAAGUUCAAAAGACUGGGAAAGUAAAGAAGAAACCUCCAGGUGGAAGAGCUAAUUUACAACAAAGAUUUAUUCAGGCACAAACUAUAGAUUAUGUUCCACAAAUCACUAGCAAGGCUCUUGAAGAAGGAGCAAGUCCCACUCCUUUAGGUUUUGUGUCCAGAGAAGGUCUAAUGCCUGAUGCAGCCAUGGUUCAUGGUCGAAUGCUGGUCUGUGCAUGGGAAACAGGUCUUGCUGAUGUUCAGGACAGUGCUGUCAAAUUACUCAUGCUUUCUCUUGAAACUCAGCUGAAAUAUAUCCUGUCUUUGGUAAUACAACAACGAAAGGGCUAUAAGUUAAGAGAAAACAGAUUUGUGUAUGCAACUGGUAUUGGAGUAAAAAAUCCUUAUGCAAGGAACAUUCAUUGUACCAUGGAUUUAACAACAGAAAGCAAUGCCACCACCAUCACAGGCAAUUUCCAGCAUGCUCCUAGUCUUAGACCAUCAAUUGAGAUUGGUGAAGAUAUUGCAGCUGAACAAAAUGCCCUGGGAUCUGAAGCUGCUACUGAUGAUCUUGAACCUAUUUCUAUGUAUGACUUGUGUGAUACUUUAAUGCUUUACAGGAAUGCUAUAGUUUCACACUCUGUAUAUGCUCCUACUAUAGAGAGGGUAAUUCAUAUGAAGUGGCAUCCAAGUCAUGAAGAAUUGGAUCAAGAGAGCAUUCAUGAACAAGAGCUAUUUUUGAAACACAAGCUGGCUAAAAGGAAAGAUUUUGAUGAAUGAUAGGAGUGAGACACAUUAUUUUGUAUUACUUUUUCUCACAUUAAAAUAAAUUUUUCAAUUUUUGA